AGCGUAAGAGUAGAGGAAGAAGAAAUGGAGUGGAACCGGAAGUACAUCGGCGAUCAGAAGGACGUAGCUGUGCUGGGCGGUAGCAAGCUAUCUUAGGAAAGAUGCUGUCACUUUUCUCUAAUGUGCUUAGGACCGGUGCUCAAAAAAAUGGUGCUGCAGUGGUUAUGUCAGCAAGGACUUACGCCGACUUCACAACUCAAGCUACUUUUGAAAUAAAGAAAUGCGACCUCCACAAACUGGACGAGGGCCCGGCCACUGAGGUAGUGAUGACUCGCGAUGAGGGUCUGCAGUACUAUCGCACCAUGCAGACGAUGAGGCGAAUGGAGCUGAAGGCCGAUCAGCUGUACAAGCAGAAGAUCAUCAGAGGCUUCUGUCACUUGUAUGACGGCCAGGAAGCCUGCGCUGUUGGUAUCGAGGCAGCAAUCAACUUGUCCGACCACCUGAUCACGGCCUACCGCGCUCACGGCUACACUUUAACCAGGGGAGGCACUGUAAAGGAAAUUAUGGCUGAGCUCACUGGGCGAAGAGGUGGCAUUGCAAAGGGAAAGGGAGGGUCCAUGCAUAUGUACUGUAAACAUUUCUAUGGAGGAAAUGGAAUUGUUGGAGCACAGGUUCCACUCGGUGCUGGCAUAGCUCUGGCCUGCAACUAUCUUGGCAACAAACAGUUAUGUGUCUGUCUCUAUGGUGACGGUGCUGCCAACCAGGGUCAAAUCUUUGAGACGUACAACAUGGCCGCACUUUGGAAGUUGCCCGUCAUCUUCAUCUGCGAGAACAACAGGUAUGGCAUGGGCACGUCAGUGGAGCGAGCAGCAGCCAGUACGGACUACUACAAGAGAGGAGACUACAUCCCUGGUCUAAGGGUGGAUGGGAUGGAUGUCCUCUGUGUCCGGGAAGCAACUCGGUUUGCAGCCGAUAUGUGUCGAGCAGAGAAAGGUCCUGUUCUGAUGGAACUUCAGACGUAUCGCUAUCACGGUCACAGUAUGAGUGAUCCUGGUGUCAGCUACCGUACACGUGAGGAGAUCCAGGAAGUGCGCAGUAAGAGCGACCCCAUCUCCUUGCUUAAGGACCGAAUGCUCAGCAACAACAUGGCCAGCGUAGAAGAGCUGAAGGAAAUUGACGUCGAGGUGAGGAAGGAAAUCGAAGACGCAGCUCAAUUUGCCACCACGGAUCCUGAACCGCCACUGGAAGAACUGUGCAACCACAUCUUUCACAAUGAUCCACCCCUGGAGGUGCGCGGCACCAACCCCUGGACCAAGCUGAAGUCUGUCAGUUAAAGAAUCGUUUUUUUUUUUCUCCCCCACUCCACUCCAACAUAAGGCAACUACCCCACAGCAAGCUCUCUCUCAUAUGUUAGCUUAAAGCCACACCAUAGACCCACAACCUGAAGUCUCAGCUACUUGUUUUGUGGGUUUUUUCUUUUUUUUUUUUUUUUACAGCUGGGGGGCUCUUAAACUAAGAUGUGGCUACAUCAGGGGUGUCCAAACUGAAUUUGAGGGCGGCAAACAGAAUAAUUACCGGAUGAAAGGGUUGCUCCGAAAUGUUUUUACUUUAAGUUAUUAAACACAGUAAAUCGAGCAAUUACUUAUUGUUACAUUUUCUUUUGGGGGGGUAUCCCCUCCGUUGCAGGAAGCUAAACUGCAAGCCCACUUAAUGGAACACUUAAAAUGAACAAAGUACACAACACGUGAAGGCUUUUCUCCAUGAUGUGAGAAGUAGCCUAUUUUGCCAAAAAAAAAACAUUCACAAUGUCUAACCCUGUUUUGAUGCCGCUUCCAUUCUUGCUCUGCCAAUGAUAACUGUUACGUUGAAAGAAGGAUGAUGAUUGAACGGAGCGAUUUGAGCGCAUCAUGUAAUAAACGAGCUGAAAUGCUG
Hippocampus zosterae (dwarf seahorse) is the source of this 1872-nucleotide messenger RNA. RefSeq names its product pyruvate dehydrogenase E1 component subunit alpha, mitochondrial-like. The transcript has 11 exons. Bases 102 to 1274 code for a protein of 390 amino acids. Gene Ontology annotation, molecular function: pyruvate dehydrogenase (acetyl-transferring) activity. The record is from RefSeq and is a predicted model, not a curated record. NCBI's taxonomy places the organism in Eukaryota, Metazoa, Chordata, Actinopteri, Syngnathiformes, Syngnathidae. Gene Ontology annotation, biological process: pyruvate decarboxylation to acetyl-CoA. Gene Ontology annotation, cellular component: intracellular membrane-bounded organelle.